Zymoseptoria tritici IPO323 is the source of this 1616-nucleotide messenger RNA. RefSeq names its product proteasome regulatory particle subunit RPN11 (gene CSN5). The record is from RefSeq and is a predicted model, not a curated record. Gene Ontology annotation, molecular function: metallopeptidase activity; proteasome binding; protein binding. The transcript is spliced from 3 exons. Gene Ontology annotation, cellular component: proteasome regulatory particle, lid subcomplex. Bases 186 to 1250 code for a protein of 354 amino acids. Gene Ontology annotation, biological process: protein deubiquitination; proteasome-mediated ubiquitin-dependent protein catabolic process. Lineage: Eukaryota; Fungi; Ascomycota; Dothideomycetes; Mycosphaerellales; Mycosphaerellaceae.
CUCAUCACCGCCACCACCACCGACACCACCCCCUCCGAAUCAUCCGAUCACCUUCGUCUCUAACUCACCGAUACGCACGACGAAGCCUAACUGUCCGACAUUCAACGAGCGAUCAUCACCGAAGGCGAACCCGAAGAGCUUCCAUCACACGACUCACAAAUACCACACCUUUCACAUCUUCCAUCAUGGACCGGUUAUCGAGAAUGUUGGCAGCCGCGCAAGGCAUGGGAGGUGGAGGCGGAGGACCAGCACAGGACACGAACAUCAUCGACAACGCCGAGACUGUAUACAUUUCCUCGCUCGCACUACUCAAGAUGCUGCGGCACGGUCGGGCUGGUGUGCCCAUGGAAGUCAUGGGUUUGAUGCUUGGAGAAUUCGUGGAUGACUACACCGUACGAGUAGUGGAUGUGUUCGCUAUGCCUCAAUCAGGUACCGGCGUGUCUGUUGAGGCUGUCGAUCCAGUGUUUCAAACGAAGAUGAUGGACAUGCUACGGCAGACGGGCAGACCCGAGACCGUCGUCGGCUGGUACCACUCACAUCCCGGCUUCGGCUGCUGGCUGUCAAGCGUCGACAUCAACACCCAACAAUCCUUCGAACAACUCACACCUCGCGCCGUGGCUGUUGUCAUCGAUCCCAUCCAGUCCGUCAAGGGCAAAGUCGUGAUCGACGCCUUCCGCCUCAUCAACCCACAAACUCUCAUGCUCGGUCAAGAACCGCGCCAAACCACAUCCAACUUGGGCCACCUCAACAAGCCCAGCAUCCAAGCGCUCAUCCACGGUCUCAACCGCCACUACUACAGCAUCGGCAUCGGCUACCGCAAGACGGCUCUCGAAGAGGGCAUGCUCAUGAAUCUGCACAAGACCGUCUGGACCGAAGCUCUCACCAUGCCCGACUUUGCCGCAGAAGGCUGUCGCAACGGCGCGAACUUGAAGAAACUCGUUUCUCUCGCUGAAGGCUACGAAAAGCGGGUGAAGGAGGAGACAGAGUUGACCAAGGAGCAGCUUCGCACGAGAUAUGUGGGCAAGGUGGAUCCGAAGAAGCACAUCGAGACGGUGGGGCAGGAGUUGAUUGAAGACAACAUUGUGGGCGUGACGAGGCAGAUGAUCGACAAGGAGGCUUCGGUGCCGGGUGCUGCCGGUGAGGGAUUGGGAUCUGGUCGGGGAGUGAAUGGGAAGGGUACGAAUGGCAAGGCGAAUGGACACGCGGGCGCGGAUCAGAGCGCGAUGGAGGUGGAUGAUGAGGAUCUUUGAGGAGACGCAGGAAGGAGGCGAUGGACGUUCUUUGUUCUUACAGUGCAUAGCGCUCGACGCCAGGCAAGGAGGACGAGGGUGGUAGAAAGCAGCGCUGCAGUACCUUGCGUGGCGAGGUCUCUACCAGGACUGCCGCCAGAUUUCGAAGGUGCAAUAGCCGAAUCGAAUGACACGACUACAGCAAUCACCUCCUGCCUCCUCAUUGCACUCCUGCUGAUGGUGUAAUUCCGGUCGAAAUCACAAUCGAGAUCAAUGCGUCAUUGAACAAAGCUUCAGCGGCGAGAAGCAAGCUAUGCAGACAAGAAGAUGCUCCACGCACAAUCGAGCGCGGUGCAUGUUCAAGGACAUAGGCGCAACAUUUGACAC